Molecule: messenger RNA, 1336 nt
Organism: Sphaeramia orbicularis (orbiculate cardinalfish)
Lineage: Eukaryota; Metazoa; Chordata; Actinopteri; Kurtiformes; Apogonidae
Gene: cd99l2
Product: CD99 molecule-like 2
Exons: 10
Coding region: 149-907 (252 amino acids)
Source: RefSeq, a predicted model, not a curated record
ACGCCUUGAUUGCGGUUUGGAGACGGAGCGUAGCGGCAGACUUCAGACUAACACAGCGGUGUGACAGGCCUGGGACUUUUUUUUAGCUUUACCACUCAGUGAAUUUUAUCUCGUGGGGACUCUUGUUUGUGCGUGAUUUUCAAGAAACAUGGGUGCGCGCUCUGUGUGGUCCGUGUGCGUGGUGCUCGCGCUACUGCUGCCGCUGGAAGUUCUGUCUCAGGGUGAGUUUGACCUGUCUGAUGCUCUGGGAGACGAUGACAUCAGUAAACCAGCAGCUACCCCUUCACCUAAACCGGCAGCACCAGCAGGACCAGCGGCACCAGAAGGACCAGCAGGACCAGCAGGUGGAGAUCUGAGUCUGGAUGACUUCUUCGAUAGCACCACCACCACCAAAGCCCCGCCCAAGGUGGUCCCUAAGGCCCCCACAAAGGCUCCAGUCAAACCCAAACCCAAGCCAGCUGCUGAUGAACUUGACCUGGCUGAUGCAUUGGACCCCAACAAUGACAUUGGUGGCAAAGAUAAGAACAAGGGACAGGGAGGUGGAUUCACUGACGACGAACUGUCAGACGUCCUUAAAGACGGGUACAAACCUGACAAAGGCAAAGGUGGACGGCCGAGUGGUGACAGCGAUCGCAUCAACGAGUACGACGACAACAGCGAGACCACAGCAGAGGUGGGCACAAUCGCAGGGAUUGUUAGUGCGGUUGCCAUGGCGCUGGUGGGUGCAGUCAGCAGUUAUAUCUCCUACCAGAAGAAGAAGUUGUGCUUCGGUAUACAGCAGAGCCUGAACACUGACAUGGUGAAGGCAGAGAAUCCGGAAGCCGUGGUGGCCACAGAACCACAAGUCCAACAGACUCUACUGGAGCCUCCCAACGCUGAGCCUCCUACUGAAGAGAAUGCUGUGUAACACCGGCCACCCAGUCAAACGUAGCCCCUCCCCUUUACACAGACACACACACACACACACACACGCACACACACACACACACACACACACACACACACACACUGUAGCCCUGUGUUGCAGAAGCUACACUGAAUGUGAACAAUUUUUUUUUGUUUUUUUUUGUUUUGUUUUUGGGAAAUUCACUGCUGUAGACAUGGCCAAUACCAAAACCUUGCCAAAUGUUUGUGUAUAUAGAUAUUUAUUGUUUACUUUUAAAUGCCACUAACAGGUUGGUUUACAGUUAUCUGACAGAAUUCGCCUUCAGCAUGUGUACUCUCAUUACUCGACUGUGAACCGGAGCUUGAGAAACUGGAUCACUAUGAAAAAAAAAAAAAAAAAAAAAGACCCCAGAUCGGCCACUUUUAAAGCAGGACACACUGUUAAAUUCCA